Molecule: messenger RNA, 2099 nt
Organism: Condylostylus longicornis
Lineage: Eukaryota; Metazoa; Arthropoda; Insecta; Diptera; Dolichopodidae
Gene: Indy
Product: protein I'm not dead yet
Exons: 14
Coding region: 27-1811 (594 amino acids)
Biological process (GO): citrate transport; monoatomic anion transmembrane transport
Cellular component (GO): membrane
Molecular function (GO): citrate transmembrane transporter activity; succinate transmembrane transporter activity
Source: RefSeq, a predicted model, not a curated record
GAAAUAAAAAAAAACUAAUAUUUAAAAUGGCAGAGACUGACACUAUGUUAAAAGGAGUGAAAGCUCCUCCAGAGAUAUUUAGUAUUGAUGCAGAAGUUCAAGCAUUAAGACGACAAAAAUUAACAUGUGGUACAAGAAUAGGAAAAUUUUUUCAAUAUCAUUGGAAAGGAGUUGUAGUCCUUUUAUUACCAAUUUUAUUUUCACCUUUAUUAUUUAUAGAAACACAAUAUGUUAAGGAAUACAGAUGUCUGUACAUAUUACUUGUAAUGUCAUUUUUUUGGUUAACAGAAGUUUUACCAUUACCUGUAACAUCAAUGAUUCCAAUAGUGGCGUUUCCAGUGGCGGGAAUUAUGUCAUCGGAAGCCACUUGCGCUUUAUACUUUAAAGAUACUCUUGUUAUGUUCAUUGGAGGUAUUAUGAUGGCCUUAGCUGUAGAACAUUGUAAUCUGCAUAAAAGAUUAGCUUUAAGAGUUAUACAAAUUGUGGGCUGCAGUCCCAGAAGAUUACAUUUUGGUUUGGUUAUUGUUACAAUGUUUAUAUCAUUAUGGAUAAAUAAUGCAGCUGCUACUGCAAUGAUGUGUCCAAUUAUUCAAGCCGUUUUAGAACAAUUAGAAGCACAAGGCAUGUGUAAAUUACAUAGAGAUGAUGUCAAGAAAUCAGAUGAUGAACCGCCAUAUCCAUCAAAAAUAACAAUGUGUUUUUAUAUGGGAACAGCAUAUGCAGCUACAAUGGGUGGUUGUGGAACAAUCAUUGGGACAGCAACAAAUUUAACAUUUAAAGGCAUAUAUGAUGGAAAAUUUCCAAAUGCCAAAGACUCAAUUGAUUUUGCAACAUUUAUGUUCUAUUCAGUCCCACCGAUGUUAAUUUAUACAUUUUUAAUGUAUUUAUAUAUGCAAUGGGCAUAUAUGGGUUUAUUUAGACCAAAUAGUAAAGAAGCAAAAGAAGUUAAUCUUGGUGACGCUGGCGCACAAGUUGCUCGUAAAGUUAUAGAUGAAAAAUAUGAACAAUUAGGACCGAUGAGCUGUCAUGAAUUCUCUGUGAUGAUAGCAUUUAUUUUAAUGAUUCUUUUAUAUUUCACUAGACAUCCAGGUAUUUUUACUGGAUGGGAUAGUUUAUUUGAAUCUGAAAUUAAGAACGCUUCACCAACAUUAUUAGUUGUCAUUUUAUGUUUCAUUUUACCAGCUAAUUAUGCGUUUUUGAAAUGGUGUUCAAAAAGCACUGACGUUCCUAAUAAAACUAUUAAUUCUCUACACUCAUGGAAAUUUAUUCAACAAAAAGUGCCAUGGGGUUUGAUUUUCUUGCUCGGUGGUGGAUUUGCAUUAGCUAAGGGAACAGAAGUUAGUAAGUUGGAUAAAUUACUUGGGCAAGGAUUAAAAGGACUUAAAGGACUUCAUCCAUUAGUUUUAUUAUUAGUUGUUAUAUUAUUUGCUGAAUUUGCAACAGAAUUUAGUUCAAAUGUUGCUAUGUGUAACAUAAUAGUUCCAGUUUUAAUAGAAAUGUGUUUAGCAAUAGAAAUUCAUCCAUUGUAUUUAGUAUUACCAGCUGGAUUGGCUUGUAGUAUGGCCUUUCAUUUACCAGUGGCGACACCGCCAAAUGCUAUAGUGGCGAGUUUUGCUAAUAUACGAACAAAAGAUAUGAUAAUAUGUGGAAUUGGUCCAUCACUCAUUACAAUAGUAGUUUUAUUUAUUUCAUGUCAAACAUGGGGUUUAGUUAUUUAUCCAAAUUUAAUGGAUGGGUUACCAGAUUGGAUUGAACGUGUUAAUCAAACAAUUGCACAAACAGCUUUAGCAAAUAAUACAUUGCAUUUGUAAUAGUUAUAAUAAAUAAAAACAAAAUAAAAAAUUAAUUUAAAAAUGCAUUCGAUGGCUACAAAACUUAGUUAAUUUUGUUCUUAAGAUUUUAGUUUCUGUUCGAUUUUUUUUUAUUAUUUUUCUUCAUUAUUAGAUUUUUUUUUUAAAUUUACAAAAUAAUAUCAUUGCAUGAAUCAUCAACUUUUUGUAUGUUUAUAUCAUUAUCUUAAAUGAAGAUAAAGCAUUUCUUAAAACAAAAAGAAUAUAAAAUAAAUUAGAAAAUACUUAAUAAAAUAAUUUUUAUUUUAA